AUGGGUAAAGACGCUGUUGACCAUACGAGCAGUGCAGCUCCCCCAGCUGGGGAGGAGAAGUGCCCCCUCUCAGAUGAGCAAAGGGAGCAGUGGUUGCGGAUGCACUCUAGAGAGCAGCCCACUGAGAGUGACCCAGCACCACUCUCUGAGGACCGCCAACUGAGCAGCAUCCCGAGGACAGAUACAGGUAAGAACUGGGUGUACCCUUCCGAGAAGCAGUUCAGGGACUCCCUUCUGCGGAAGGGGAAGAACGCGGUGCCGUUACCCGCCACCGGGGGCAGCAGCGGUGGCGGCGGUGCACCACCGGGGGCAGACGACGCCGUGUACCGCUCGAUCAUCCCGAUCCACAACUCUGUCAACGAGCGCGUGUGGCGGUGUAUCCGCGAGUGGGAGUCCCCUGGGGGGGGGCUCCGCGGCGGAGGGGCGGCUGGGCCCGGCAGCGGUGACAUCACGCUGACCUCCUUCAAGGGCGAUUUCCGGAAAUGGACGCCGCGGGCGUGGAUCCGGCACUACGUGUUCCGCAUGUCCAGGCCAUUUGACAGGCACGACUGGCUGGUGCACCGAACGCAGAGUGGCAGAUCACUCGAGUACGUCAUCGACUUCUACUACGCAGACUCUGGGCGCUCCAACGUCCCAGAAGUGGUACUGGACGUAAGACCGAAACUCAACUCUUGGGAGGGGGUGAAGUUGAGGGUGAAGCACUGGUUCAAGUAA
Molecule: messenger RNA, 714 nt
Organism: Huiozyma naganishii CBS 8797
Lineage: Eukaryota; Fungi; Ascomycota; Saccharomycetes; Saccharomycetales; Saccharomycetaceae
Gene: CYT2
Product: cytochrome c1 heme lyase CYT2
Exons: 1
Coding region: 1-714 (237 amino acids)
Biological process (GO): cytochrome c-heme linkage
Cellular component (GO): mitochondrion
Molecular function (GO): holocytochrome-c synthase activity
Source: RefSeq, a predicted model, not a curated record